AUCUCGCCGACAUCAGCAUUUUAAUUGCAGCAAGACAACAAAGAAUAUUGGUGUCUGGGAUGUGUGAAUGACUGGCUCCUCCUGCAGCCCUUGGCCUCGUUUUACAUUGAGAGUUUGUUCAGCCGACUGCCUCAGGAGGUGACGUUCAGCUCCGCUCUGCCUGGCUGUAACACAGUGGAGCCACAAGGACUUGCCACCUGCGUGGUCACCUGACAGGUUCAUCUGGAGAUCUACGUGUGUGGGAGACAAGGGAUGAUAUUUGAAUCUGAGCAGCAAUGAAAGGUUUAGGAGCUAAUCGAAGCCGUCACCUCUCUGACAACUGCGACCCCACAGAGCAGAUGUACCCCAGCCCAAUGCAGGAGAGGAAUCCCUACCUGUUGACUCCUGUUGACCCGUAUCAGAUGGAGCAGCACCGCUUCCCGUCCGCUAAUGCCAUGCCGGCCGACUGUCUGCUACCGCUCAAUAACCAGAUUGCCAGCAGCACCUUCCCCAGGAUCCACUACAACUCCCACUUUGACCUCCCAGACGAGUGUGCUUUUACCCCCAACGCAUCUGGCGGUAAAAUUAACCGGCUACCCGCCAACCUGCUGGACCAGUUUGAGAAACAGUUGCCGAUGCACCGGGAUGGAUUCCACACACUGCAGUUCCAGAGGAGUGAUAAACAUCGCAGCGAGAGUCCAGGCCGCAUCCGCCAUCUUGUACAUUCUGUGCAGAAACUCUUUGCCAAGUCUCAGUCCCUCGAGGGCUCAGGCAAAGGGAGUCUGAACGGCAGCAAGUUCGGCUCCGACGACUCCAAACAGACCAAGCGGAGCAAGAGCAAGGAUCGCAAGUUGGAGUCAAAGAGAAGAACGAGGACCAACAUCUCCGGCUGGUGGAGCUCAGAUGAUAAUCUGGACAGCGACAACUACAACUAUCGCAAUCCCAUGAGUUUAAUGACACUGGGGAGGCGGCCUGACCACGGGCCCGCUAAAUACCUGAUGAAUGCGUACAACACUAUCAGUGAACACACCCUCAAAGCUUCAAAAAGCAAUAAUGACCUGAAGUGUUCCCCGUGUGUGAAUAUCCCCAUCAACACCGACUCCAAGUACAUCAAGCGCGGUUCCUGGUCCACGCUCACCCUUAGCCAGACCCGGGAGGUUUGCCAGAACUCAGCAGCCACCAUGGACAGGGCAAUGCUAAAAUCCAGAUCCUAUCACCAUGACCUGGCAUCUCAGUAUCUGAAGGUUCCUCUUCAUGAUGAUUGGAAUAGCACCCUUUCACGAGGAAGAGUCGGGGAGAUUCCCUGUCGACGGAUGCGCAGCGGCAGCUACAUUAAGGCGAUGGGAGACGAUGACAGUGAAGACUCUGAGAUGAGCCCCAAACCAUCGCCAAAGACAGCAGCACGACGGCAGAGUUACCUGAAGGCCACCCAACAGUCCCUGAGUGAGCAGAUCAGCCAGCGCAACCAAAGCUACCUUGCAUCAGUCAGUGAGUCUAUCCACAGGAGUCUUGAUUGCCUGGAUACUGUGGAUCUGAACUCGGCAAACUUCCAUGGAUGGAAUGAAGACGACAUGGGAAGCACAGACACCCUCAAAUCCAACCAUAUUAACCAGGAGCAAGAAAUGGAUUUUAGCAAUCAGUAUGAGAACAUCUGUGAGCCGGUCUUCAACGAGGUGGAUUUGCAGGCUGUGGAUGCCCUUGAUCUGCCCAUUCCUGGCUGUUUCCGCUCAAGAAGCCACAGCUAUCUCAGAGCAAUACAGGCUGGCUGCUCUCAGGAUGAUGACAAUGUCUCUGUCCGCUCAGUGUCUCCCCCACCUAUAACAACCACAGUUAGAACCAUGCAAACCAACACCAAUAAAAACGUGGCUACAAACUUUGUGCUGAAGAGGAACUAUUCUGAGUCUACUGUGUCCUCAUGCAUAACCACUUACAAGAAGACUCCUCCACCAGUUCCACCGCGAACCACAUCUAAACCAUUUAUUUCAGUUACAGUCCAGAGCAGUACAGAAUCAGCACAAGACACAUACCUUGACAAUCAGGACCACAAGAGUGACAUCAACAGUCAAUCUGGUCUCAGCAAUUCUUCGGACAGCUUGGAUAGUGCCAGAGCUCUGAACAGUACUAAGACAGGAAGUGUCAGCAUACCACUCCGUGAACAGUCAGAGAGCCACCAUCGAAAUGCUACCGUGACAACUGACAUAGGAUCGCUCGUCAGUGAGGAUCCAAAGUUGGAAACUCUCCCAAAGAGAAAGCUCUCUUCCAUAGGAAUACAGGUUGACUGUUCCCCAAACUUAAUUAAGGAGCAGGAUUCUCAUCUGAUCAACAAAUUCCAGUCAAUUGGAAUCCAAGUGGAAGACGAGUGGCAUUUAAGUCGCUCCAGCACCAUGAUGUCAAAACAAGAAACUGACUCUGAUACACAGGAAUGUAGUAAUGCUACUGCUGGAUCCCAGGACAUAAGCAAUCAAUUUUCUGAUUCAAACCAGCAUCAUCAUAUCUCGAACAGUGAACCUUCUGUACGACAGCAUGCGAAAAGCUCGCAGACAAAGAAUAAAGCUUUUGCUUACAGUGAUAACUUAGACCCAGCUCUAGAUCCAUCCUCUUUACCACCACCAGAACCAUGGUUAGAAUCUACUACCAAUCUUCCUGUCGAACCAGUGCAUGCUUCUUCCUGUUGUCGGGAUGGCUACUGGUUCUUGAAACUGUUACAAGCAGAAAAAGAAAGAAUGGAAGGAUGGUGUCAUCAAAUGGAGAAAGAAACCAAAGAAAAUAAUCUUUCUGAAGAAGUCCUAGGGAAAAUUCGAAGCGCAGUGGGUAGUGCACAGCUUUUGAUGUCUCAGAAAUUGCAGCAGUUCCAUGGUCUCUGUGAGCAGAAUCUGAACCAAAAUGCCAACCCACAGCCGACUGCACAAGAUUUAGCUGGUUUUUGGGAUAUGCUGCAGCUUUCCAUUGAAGAUAUUAGCUUGAAAUUUGAUGAACUUUAUCAUCUCAAGACAAAUGACUGGCAACUAGUUGAAAUGCCAGAAAAGAAGGAAGAGAAAAAGCUGCCCCCUCCAGUGCCAAAGAAACCAGCGAAGGGUAAAACUCCUUUAAAUCGUGAGAAACUGACGGAUUCAGCUGACAAGCAACGGCAGGAAGCUCGCAAGCGGUUAAUGGCAGCUAAGCGAGCUGCAUCUGUACGGCAGAACUCUGCAACAGAGAGUGCAGAUAGUAUUGAAAUAUAUGUUCCAGAGGCACAAACCCGUCUGUGAAUUGGAGCGUACCUUUUGUAUACAUUUUGGACCAACUUAAACUUCUGUGGUCUGUGCUAUUCUACAAGCAACAAUAAGCAUCAGAUAAUAGAAUGAAGUGCUUAUUAGUACAUUUGACUGCUAUUCCAUGUCAAACUCCCCAAAUCCUGUAAUGUCAACUCUGAUAUCUCAUCAAUGUGUACAUGGGCUGCCAUGCUUCCCUGUCAUUUGCAUGGCUUUGUCUUAUCUGCAGUCAACUUUUCUGUAAACCAAUUAGUUUGUGUUCAUCCCUCAACAGCAAAUUGUGUUUUAUCUAGCAUACAGGAAAAGAUCUUGCUUAUUUUUAAAAGAGUACAUCAAUUCUUCUUAAACUGAUGAAAACAUUUGAAGGAAGAUGAAAUUUCUUGAAUAACUAAACCAGAGCUCAAUUCUAUUGGGUUGUUGCCACUUCUGAGAAAUGUAUUCAUGUAAUUCAUCUGCAGAAACUGUAGCUUUGCAGAUUAUGCUUCCAUUGGCUCUGUAAAUUUAGAGUGCUGCUGUAAAAUGAUGUAAAACCACUCUACCAUUCAGUAGAGCAAAGCAAUAGAGCAUUUAAAUGUUCUCACAUUUUUUCAAAUGUACAGAAGUGAUAUAAAAACUGUUCAGAAUUGUAGAAUCAUUUUAUGAAACAAGCACAUACAGGAAAAAGGUUUUAUCAAAACCAAUCUGGUAUUUGAACCUUUUGGAAUGUGUUAUUGGAUUUUGCAGCCAAACUUUUAAAGAAUUUGUCUCAUUUGUUAUGGUUACUUCCUCAAUCUAGCAGUAGAUUAAAGUGGUUGUUUAUAUGUAGAUAACUAGUUUAAGUAUACAGAUGAAGAUAAAUUAUGGAGAGAACCAUUGUUUUGAUUGACUGAAGAAUCCUGUUAGGUGCAAGUGUCCUGUUCAAAACAAGUUGGCGAACUUUCAUAAAGUGAAGCACUACCUACUAGCUUUUGUCCAAAUAUACUUUCUAUAGCCUAAUAUUCUCAAUUGUUUUCAUCUUCAUGCUGCACAGUGUCAUACUUAGAAGAUUGCCAAAUGUUUACUGAUCAUAUUUUCACUUUUAAUAUCUGCUUUUAGCAGGAGAUUACAUUUUGAACAUUCAGAUAUUAUUUGCAGAUUAAAUUUGAGGAAAAGAUUUUAAUUUCAAA
Messenger RNA from Leucoraja erinaceus (little skate), 4375 nucleotides. Its product is annotated as disks large-associated protein 4-like. The transcript is spliced from 13 exons. NCBI's taxonomy places the organism in Eukaryota, Metazoa, Chordata, Chondrichthyes, Rajiformes, Rajidae. Gene Ontology annotation, cellular component: glutamatergic synapse; postsynaptic specialization. Gene Ontology annotation, biological process: signaling. Bases 276 to 3227 code for a protein of 983 amino acids. Gene Ontology annotation, molecular function: molecular adaptor activity. The record is from RefSeq and is a predicted model, not a curated record.